Lotus japonicus is the source of this 2516-nucleotide messenger RNA. Its product is annotated as zinc finger CCCH domain-containing protein 18-like. NCBI's taxonomy places the organism in Eukaryota, Viridiplantae, Streptophyta, Magnoliopsida, Fabales, Fabaceae. The transcript is spliced from 8 exons. The record is from RefSeq and is a predicted model, not a curated record. Gene Ontology annotation, molecular function: RNA binding; metal ion binding. The coding region runs from base 425 to 1987 and encodes 520 amino acids.
UGAAGCAGAAUAUUUUGCCUCAAAUCUGUGAUUAUUUAACAGCUGUGUGUGAUUUUGAAGAGGGAUUUAAGGAAACCAAAUAUAAUGAGACAGCACAGCAGAGUGAAAGAGUCAAAAUAAACUGAGUGUGUCAGUGCUUAGUGUGCGUUUGUUGGUUACUGCCUUUUAACUGCACUAAGAGAGCAAGAGAGAGAGAGAGAGACAGAAAAUUUGCUUAUCUCUGCAUUCUGAGCUUUUUCAGAAGCAUUCCUCUAUUUGCCUCUUUGGUUGUUAAUUUAUGAUGAUAUGGCUCUUUGAAUGGAAAACAAAGUUCUGGGUUUUGUAAAAGAGAGAAAGUGGAAUGAGCAGGUGUUGAAAAGAUUUGUGCUUGAAGCACUUGCAUACCGUUUAUCUCCUGCUGUUUGAUGGUGACAAGAUAAAAACUAUGGACAUUUCAGAGUACACAAGGAUUGUUUUUGAUAAACUUCAUAGAUUUGAGCCAGAGCAUGCCACAAAGAUCAUUGGCUACCUCCUUCUGCAAGACCAUGUUGAUCAAGAGAUGGUUAAACUGGCUUCAUUCCCAGACCAUUUGAUCCGCGAAGUCGCGCUCAAGGCGAAAACCGAGCUUCAAAAAUUGGUGGCUAAAUCAAACAUUCACCCAAUUUCACUCAACCCAAUUUCCCCCAGCACUUCCACUUCAACACAAAGCUUCCAGAAUGCAGAAUUUAUUUCAAUGGGUUACUGGGAUUCUAUGCCAGAACUUCAAAAGCAAGCCCCAAUGUUCAGUUUGGAGAAUCAUGCAGACACUAUAACUACUGGGGGUGCUAAAAUUGCUAAUGAGUACUAUGGCUUAGAGGCAUCACCUGGCAAUGUAAGUGGAAAUGCUGGUAGAAGGUUUCCAAAUGUGUCAGAAUUUCAAGUCAAGACCUGUCACUAUUUCAACAAAGGAUAUUGCAGGCAUGGGAAUAGCUGCAGAUACUACCAUGGACAAGUUGUGCCUGAGAUAUUCUCUCUGAUGCAUGGAAAUGAUGGUUUUAACGACAAUCAGGCGAUUUCACCGGGUUCACUAGCGCAGUUAGAGUCGGAAAUUGUUGAGCUCCUGAAACAAAGAGGCAAUCCUAUUUCAAUCGCUUCACUUCCAAUGGCAUACUAUGAUAAGUAUAAGAAGGUACUGCAGGCAGAAGGGUACCUAACUGAGAGCCAGAGACACGGUAAGUCUGGCUACAGUUUAACGAAGCUUCUCAUCCGAUUGAACAAUAGUAUUCGCGUAAUUGACAGCAGGCCUCAUGGUCAGCAUGCUGUGGUUCUGGCAGAAGAUGCUCCGAAAUCCCGGGGAAAGGUAGAGUUUGGUCAUAAUAUUAGUGCAUUAAGACAAAUAUACCUGACAUUUCCAGCUGAUAGCACUUUCACUGAGGAGGAUGUCUCAAACUACUUCAGCACUUUUGGGUGUGUUGAAGAUGUAAGGAUUCCUUGCCAGCAGAGAAGGAUGUUUGGAUUUGUCACAUUUGUUGAUCCAGAAACUGUUAAGAUGAUUUUGGAUAAGGCAACUCCGCAUUAUGUUCGUGGAUCUCGGGUUCUUGUGAAACCUUACAAGGAGAAGCCAAAACUUUUGGACAGGAAGUACCCAGAUAGAAUCGAGCAUCCUGAUUGUUAUUCCCCACACUAUUACAGCGACACCGAAUUUAUCUCAAUUCCGAGAAGUUGCAGAAACCCUCGAUCGCUGAGGAGGCUGCUCGUUGAAGAGCAAGAGCAGGCCCUUGAAUUUCAGAGGAGGCAUCUUGCAGCGCUGCAACUGACCCAAAAAUCUUUGUCCAUCAACAUGGAUGGGUUAAAAGUUUCAGAUGAUCAUUUCAAUGUCCAUCUUGCAGAAUCUUUCAGUCAUGAGUCAAACAACAAACCUGGCUAUACAAAUGCCAAUUACACUGAUGAGGACAGCAGUCAAGUAUUGAAUCUUCCAGACAGUCCCUUUUCAUUUCCAGUAGAUAGUGGAAUUUCAGCAGUCAUGUAGCUUCGCUUCAGAAACACUCAGAGAUAUAGAGUUACAGUAGCUCAAGACCAAAGGAAAAUUUUCUAGUUUCAUAUAAACAGUAACACAGUCCUUUCUGUUGAUUGAUCUCUUUUCUCAACUAGCGCAUCGGUUUAGUCAAAGUCUCUGGCAAGUACAUACAAGCUGAACACGAGGUUCUUCACAUCUGAAUUGGUGGAAUUAACAACAAUUUAGUGACACAUGUAAGAAGGUUAAUUAUAGUUUUUAGUUACAUAAAUGUGGCAAAAGGUUUGGUUGGCUUCUAGAAGACAGUGUAGUUAGGAGCUUAUUUAAGAACUAAUUUCUGGAUGAAAGGAACUAGGAUAGAAAGAGUAAUCAAUUACUCAUUGAGAACAAGUAAAUUUACAAUAAUUUUCACUAGGCCCUUAUAAGUAUUUGUCUAUUGGUGUUCUUUGAAUGUUUUUGGAUGGCAAAUUCUUUGUUAUUGUCCUGAAACAAUGCUAGAAAUCAUUUUCAAAUUAAUAAAAGAGAAUAUUUUAUUUUGAUUGCC